AUGGGAAAUUUCCUAAGCAAACUUCUUUCCUGGUUCCACCGCAGGCCCCGGCAGCGGCGGCAACCGCAAUGGUCUCCUCUUGUCCACGCAGACUUUUCGGCUGGCCGGGUUCACCCCACAGCUCCUGUUUGUAGGUCUGCCCCGGGAGCCCUACACUGUUCUCGAUUCGUCUUGAACCAUCAGCGAGGUCUUGGGCCUCGUUUUCCAGUCAGCUGGAAUAUCCAGAACUUGAGCACCCUACUGCGGGACCUGCCUCCUCUGGCCUGGAGGCCCCCCUCAAGGGAGAAACCCGUGCUGUCUGCACGCAACUUCGCACGCGUCAGCGCCGUGAGGAUCCCUCGUCUAAGACUCAAGCUUCCCCUCCAACUGCCUUCGCUGCAAGUGCUGGGCCUGAUUCUGAAGACGGAGGUGAGGGCAGAAGAAGAGCCGGAAGAACCGAUGGAGGUGGACGAUCAGGUAGAGACCCAGGGGCAGGAGGAGGAGAAAGGGGGCCCCUCUAGCAAUGGGGGAGCAGCAUCCACCUCGAGGCCCCUGGAGACUCAGGGAAACCUCGCUUCCCUCAACUGCAGUCCCAGGACCAUAAAGGGAAAUGUCCAUAGCAGGAGCCUGACGGAAAUGAACAGGACUGACAAGGCCCAGGUGCCUGCAAUGAGUUUCCACUCCAAGGGCCAUGGAGUGCCCAGCACACACAGCCCUGCAGGAGGCGUCCUUCUCCUUGGGAAGCCUGACCCAGCUCCAGCAGUGCUCCCUGACCCAGCUCCAGCAGUGCUCCCUGGCCCAGUUCCCGGCUGCUCCCAUUGCCCAGACAAGGCGGCCUCUCAGGUGCUGGGGAAAGACCACCUGCCCAACUCCUCAGGCUUGCAGAGGGGGAAGGAGACCCAGCGCAAGGAUCCUGCAGCUCUUGUAGUAAGCAGCUCUUCUCCACCCAGAGCUGCCAGCCACAGUUCCCGACAACCAAAACGGUCAGGGCAACCCCAGCAGCUGCCACUGGUCCCUCCCCAGCAAUGGAGGUGGGGGAGAGACAAGGGGUCCCCACCCCCUAAACGUCCCCACCUAUCCCUGGAAGGAUUCACGGGCAACACGGCGGGUUACGUAGAACAUCAACAUCCGGGAGACUGAAAAAGCGACAUGGGAGGAUAAAGAAGAGUGGUAAACUGCAGUGGCAGCCAGCCUGCCCCGAUGUCUCCCCACCUGCUGAGACUCCCUGCCCCAGGCCACCUCCAUGUCAGAUCCCAGCUCCUCCUCCUACCUCUGAGGUGGCCCAUGUGGC
Sapajus apella (tufted capuchin) is the source of this 1270-nucleotide messenger RNA. Its product is annotated as putative UPF0607 protein ENSP00000382826. Lineage: Eukaryota; Metazoa; Chordata; Mammalia; Primates; Cebidae. The record is from RefSeq and is a predicted model, not a curated record.